CCCCCUGUUGAACGGGAAACACAGGCAGUCUGUGAGGUUUGGACGGCCCUUUGGAUGCCGAAGCGGGGAGGGGGCUGGAAGAAAGCUGCUGCGGAUAUCCGUCUUUAAAUACCUGCCACAAACAAACCUAAAAAAGGGGGGUCUUUGCGUUCGUCUGGUUUCUUUUUUUCCUGUCCCUUCCCUGCUUACGGUUUUUUUCUCUCUCUCGCUGAAAAGAGAGUCUGGUUUCGUAACGUGCUGCUGCUUCCAGUGCAGCGCGGAGGAGAAAGAGGGGGAAAAAAAAGAUUUAUAUUUUUUUCCCAGAGAUGCGGAUUUAAAGGAGAGACUUAUCAGUGUCACCUGGGAAAUUUGUAACCGUCAUUUUUGAAAUUAGCGUAGCCGCGCGCGUGCUAGGAGACGACGACGUAUUUAUUUGUAUUUGUUGUUUUUUGUUUCUUUCAUUCCCGUUGAACUCUCCGAUAUAGUGACGCUACAGAAAAAUACCAGACUGCCUUUUUUAUUUUUUUACAAGAAGACGGAGUAAUAAAGAGAUUGAAUGCGUUUUCCCCAAGCCUCGACACCAUGAGCACAAUCUCACCAACAGAUUUUGACAGCUUGGAGAUCCAGCAGCAAUACAACGACAUCAAUAAUCGCUGGGACCUGGCGGCAGAGACAGACUGGGACAAUGAGAACAGUUCGGCACGUCUCUUUGAACGCUCUCGCAUUAAAGCGCUCGCAGAUGAGCGUGAAGCCGUGCAGAAGAAAACAUUCACCAAAUGGGUAAACUCUCACUUGGGUCGGGUGACUUGUCGCAUUGGUGACUUGUACACAGAUCUGCGGGAUGGCCGCAUGUUAAUCCGCCUUCUAGAAGUCCUCUCAGGAGAACAGCUGCCAAAACCCACUAAGGGCCGCAUGCGUAUCCACUGCCUCGAGAAUGUUGACAAAGCUCUGCAGUUUCUCAAGGAGCAAAAGGUCCAUCUAGAAAACAUGGGAUCCCAUGACAUAGUGGAUGGAAAUCACCGUCUCACCUUAGGCCUCAUAUGGACUAUAAUCCUCCGCUUUCAGAUCCAAGACAUCAGUGUGGAAACGGAAGACAACAAAGAGAAAAAGUCAGCCAAAGAUGCCCUUCUGCUUUGGUGCCAAAUGAAAACAGCAGGAUAUCCUAAUGUCAACAUCCACAACUUCACUACCAGCUGGAGAGAUGGCCUGGCGUUCAAUGCCAUCGUGCACAAACACAGGCCUGACUUGAUUGAGUUUGACAACCUGAAAAGGUCCAAUGCUCACUACAAUCUCCAGAAUGCUUUUAAUGUGGCGGAGAAGGAAAUGGGCCUCACUAAACUAUUGGACCCAGAAGAUGUUAAUGUUGAUCAGCCAGAUGAGAAGUCAAUCAUCACGUAUGUGGCGACCUAUUAUCAUUACUUCUCUAAGAUGAAAGCUCUGGCAGUGGAGGGAAAACGAAUUGGAAAGGUACUCGAUUACGCCAUUGAGGCUGACCAACUGAUAGAGAAGUACGAGACCCUGGCAUCAGAGCUGCUGCAAUGGAUUGAGCAGACCAUACUGACACUUAAUGAUCGGCAGCUGGCUAAUUCUCUGAGUGCUGUUCAGAACCAGCUUCAGGCCUUCAACUCCUACCGGACAGUGGAGAAACCCCCUAAAUUUACAGAAAAGGGGAACCUGGAGGUUCUUCUCUUUACCAUACAAAGCAAAAUGAGAGCGAAUAAUCAGAAAGUUUACAUGCCAAAAGAAGGCAAACUCAUCUCUGAUAUAAAUAAGGCUUGGGAACGACUGGAAAAGGCUGAACAUGAGCGUGAGCUUGCACUAAGAAACGAGUUGAUUCGCCAAGAAAAACUGGAGAUGCUGGCGGCUCGCUUUGACAGAAAAGCAGCAAUGAGGGAGACGUGGCUGAGUGAGAACCAGAGAUUGGUGUCUCAGGAUAAUUUUGGGACUGAUUUGGGAGCAGUAGAAGCUGCCACCCGUAAACACGAAGCAAUUGAGACAGACAUUGGUGCAUACUGGGAGCGGGUUGCUGCUGUGGAGGCUGUUGCCAAAGAACUGGAAGCAGAGAAAUAUCAUGAUGUGCGUCGCAUACUGGCACGACGGGAUAACGUCCUUCGACUUUGGGAAUAUCUCAAGGAACUUCUGGCUGCCCGCAGGGAGCGUCUGAACUCCCAUCGAGACCUACAAAGAUUGUUUCAGGAGAUGCGUUACAUUAUGGACUGGAUGGCCGACGAAAAGGGUCGCCUGCAGUCCCAGGAUAGUGGCAAACAUUUGCAUGAUGUGUUGGAUCUGCUGCAAAAACACAAUUUGGUAGAGGCUGACAUUUCAGCUCAGGCAGAGAGGAUAAAAGUGGUGCAAGGAGCCGCCAAACGUUUCACCUCCUACGACCAGGCUUACAAACCUUGUGAACCUGGUCUUGUUAGUGAGAAGGUCGAUCUGCUGGGUCAAGCUUAUGAGGAGCUUGGCCAGCUUGCGGCGACGCGUCGAGAGUGUUUGGAGGAUUCACGUCGACUGUGGCAGUUCAUGUGGGAUCUUGGUGAGGAGGCGGCCUGGAUCAGGGAGCAGGAGCAGAUUCUGGCCAGUGGGGACAGCGGCCGUGACCUCUCGUCUGCUCUUCAUCUACUGAGUAAGCAUGAGGCCUUCAGGGACGAGAUGGCCGCUCGCUACGGUCCCCUUAGCAACAGCAUCGCUGCCGGAGAAGCUUUGAUUGAAGAAGGACACUUUGGAGCCCCGGAAAUCACGGAAAGGAUCCAAGACAUCCGUGGACAGUGGGCUCAUCUGGAGGAGACAACAAAGCUCAGAGAGCAGAGUCUGAAGGAAUCUGUGGCUCUGCACCAGUUUCAAACUGAUGCCAACGACAUGGAGGCCUGGAUUAUGGAGACGCUUAGACAAGUGUCCAGUCAAGAGGUUGGCCACGAUGAGUUCUCCACCCAAACGUUAGCUCGCAAACAGAGAGAAAUUGAAGAGGAGAUCCAAAGCCACCGGCCCCUUAUUGACUCGCUCCAUGAGCAGGCCCAAGCACUGCCAGAGGCAUACAUUCACUUCCCCGAAGUGGAGGGACGUCUUCCUGCUAUUGAGCAGCGCUACGAAGAGCUGGAGUCUCUGUCAGCAGCUCGGCGACAGGCUCUGGAAGGCGCUCUGGCGCUUUAUCGCAUGUUCAGCGAAGCCGACGCCUGCCAGCUGUGGGUGGAAGAGAAGGAGCAGUGGCUGGACAGCAUGGAGAUCCCUACCAAGCUGGAAGACCUGGAGGUUGUGCAACAAAGGUUUGACACCCUAGAGCCUGAGAUGAACAACCUGGGUACUCGGGUCACUGAUGUGAAUCAAGUGGCUGAGCAGCUGCUGAGCUCAGACAACUGCAGCAAAGACCAAAUCCACCAGACAAGAGACCAGCUAAACAACAUAUGGAAAGAGUUUGAGAAGCUGGCUGGCCAAAAGAAACAGGCCCUGGAAUCUGCUCUUAACAUCCAGAACUACCACCUGGAGUGUAACGAGAGCCAGACGUGGAUGAAGGAAAAAACCAAAGUGAUUGAAUCCACGCAGAGCUUGGGCAACGACCUGGCUGGAGUGAUGGCGCUUCAACGCAAGCUAACUGGCAUGGAGAGGGACCUCGAGGCUAUUCAGGGUAAGUUGGAUGAUUUGACAAAGGAGGCAGAAAAACUCGCCAGUGAACAUCCAGAUCAAGCUGGAGAAAUCCAAGGUCGCCUGGCUGAGAUUCAGGAGGUGUGGGAGGAGUUGAAUGCCACCAUGAAGCGACGGGAGGAGUCACUGGGAGAAGCCAGCAAACUUCAGGGUUUCCUCAGGGACCUGGAUGACUUCCAGUCCUGGCUGUCCCGCACUCAGACCGCAGUGGCCUCAGAAGACAUCCCCACUUCCCUGCCUGAGGCUGAGAGUUUGCUCGCCCAGCAUGAGAGCAUCAAGAACGAAGUUGACAACUACAAGGAGGAUUAUGAGAAGAUGCGAGCGGUUGGCGAGGAAGUGACCCAAGGUCAGACGGACGCCCAGUACAUGUUUUUGGCCCAGAGGCUUCAGGCGCUGGACACUGGGUGGCAUGAGCUGCGACGCAUGUGGGAGAACCGCCACAGUCUUCUGGCCCAGGCCUUUGAUUUCCAGACUUUCCUUAGAGAUGCCAAGCAAGCUGAAGCUUUUCUCAACAGCCAGGAGUACGUGUUGUCCCACACAGAGAUGCCCACCAAUCUUCAGGCUGCAGAGGAGGCCAUUAAGAAGCACGAGGAUUUCCUCACCACCACAGAGGCCAGCGAGGAGAAGAUAACGGGUGUGGUGGAAGCUGGACGUCGCCUUAUUAAUGACUCCAAUGCAAACGCAGAUAAAAUUCAAGAAAAAGUUGAUUCAAUCCAGGAAAGACAUUGUAAAAAUAAGGAGGCUGCAAAUGAACUGCUUUCAAAGCUUAAAGAUAACUGUGAACUUCAGCGCUUCCUGCAAGAUGGGCAGGAGCUGACUUCGUGGAUCAACGAGAAGAUGCUGACAGCACAGGACAUGACUUAUGAUGAAGCUCGAAAUCUUCACAGCAAAUGGCAGAAACACCAGGCCUUCAUGGCAGAGCUGGCCUCCAACAAAGACUGGCUGGAUAAGAUUGACAAGGAGGGUCAAGCGCUGGUGGCGGAGAAGCCUGAGCUGAAGCCGGUGGUUCAGCAGACGCUGGAGGACCUGCAGCGUCAGUGGGAGGAGCUGGAGAGCACGACCCGGACCAAGGACCAGUGCUUGUUUGAAGCCCACAGAGCGGAGAUAUUUACACAGAGCUGCUCCGCUCUGGAUGACUGGCUGAAAAAUAUCGAGACCCAGCUGCACAGUGACGACUAUGGAAAAGAUUUGACCAGCGUCAACAUCCUCCUUAAAAAGCACCAGAUGUUAGAGCAUCAGAUGGAGGUCAGAGAGAAAGAGGUGCAGUCCCUACAAAGUCAGGCUGUUGCUCUGUCCCAGGAGGAUGCAGGGUUGGCUGAGGUAGACGGGCAGCAGAAGCGAGUCAUUGACAGUUUUUCUAGCCUCCAAGACCCUCUUAACCUGAGGAGACAGCAGCUGCUGGCCUCUAAAGAAGCACAUCAGUUCAACAGAGACUUGGAAGAUGAAAUUCUUUGGGUAAAAGAACGGAUGCCUCUGGCAACUUCCACAGAUCAUGGAAAAGACUUGCCAACUGUGCAGCUGUUAAUCAAAAAGAACCAGACGUUGCAGAAAGAGAUCCAGGGCCACCAACCUCGCAUCGAUGACAUCCACCGUCGAGGAGAGGCUCAGAGCCAGGUGGACGGCGACAGGCAGUCGCUGCUGAAGGAACGUCUCGCUGAGCUCAGGGAUCUCUGGGACCAGCUGAUCGCAGAGACGGACAAGCGUCACGACCGGCUGAUAGAGGCCAAUCGCGCACAGCAGUUCUAUGCUGAUGUGGCUGAAGCAGAAGCCUGGAUGGGGGAGCAGGAGCUUCACAUGAUGUCAGAGGAAAAAGCAAAGGAUGAGCAAAGUGCUCUGGCAAUGGUCAAGAAACACCAGAUCCUAGAACAGGCCCUGGAGGACUACGCCCAGACCAUCCACCAGCUGGCCAACAGCAGUCGUCUCAUGGUCACCAGCGAGCACCCAGAGAGUGAAAGAAUCACCUUGCGACAAGCCCAGGUAGACAAGCUGUACGCCGGCCUCAAAGACCUGGCAGAGGAGCGCCGCGGGCGUCUUCAGGAACGGCUGCGGCUGACCCAGCUGAAGCGAGAGGUAGAUGACUUGGAGCAAUGGAUCGCUGAGAGGGAGGUGGUCGCCGGCUCCCAUGAACUGGGACAAGACUAUGAACAUGUCACGAUGCUGAGGGACAAGUUUCGUGAGUUUGCUCGUGACACCAGCACCAUCGGCCAGGAGCGCGUAGACGGCGUGAACGCGUUAGCAGAUGACCUCAUCGAGUCCGGUCACCCUGAGAACGCCAGCGUGGCAGAAUGGAAGGACGGUCUAAAUGAGGCCUGGGCUGACCUACUAGAGCUUAUUGACACACGCACGCAAAUGUUAGCCGCCUCCUAUGAGCUGCACAGGUUCCAUCAAGAUGCUAUGGAGGUACUUGGACGUAUCAAGGAGAAGAAGGAGGCGGUGCCUUCAGACCUUGGCCGGGAUCUAAACACGGUCCAGCAUCUCCACAGACAGCACAACACUUUUGAAAAUGACAUCCAGGCCCUGAGCGGACAAGUGAACCAGGUGCAGGAUGAUGCAGCACGUCUGCAGAAGGCCUACGCUGGUGAAAAAGCAGAUGACAUUCAAAAAAGUGAAACGGCCGUGACGACUGCCUGGCAGGGGCUGCUGGAGGCCGGCAAAGCCCGCAGGCUCCUCCUGCUGGACACAGUGGAGAAGUUCCGCUUCUUGAACAUGGUGCGAGACCUCAUGCUCUGGAUGGACGGCAUCAACGUGCAGAUUGACGCACAUGAAAGUCCGAGGGAUGUAUCAUCUGCUGAGUUAGUCAUCGUCAAUCAUAAGGGCAUCAAAUCGGAGAUUGAGACCAGAGCAGACAGCUUCACUGCCUCCACCAAGAUGGGAAAUGACCUCAUCAACAAGAACCAUUAUGCAUCUGACGAGAUCCGAGAGAAAAUGGCUCAGCUCCAGGGAAAAAAAGAUGAGAUCAACAGCAAGUGGCAGGAGAAGAUGGACCAUUUACAAAUUGUGCUGGAGGUGCUGCAGUUUGGACGAGACGCCAACGUGGCAGAGUCAUGGCUGGCAGGGCAAGAACCUCUUGUCCGAGCGGCGGAGCUUGGUGCUAACGUUGACGAGGUUGAGAGCCUCAUUAAGCGCCACGAAGCCUUCGAGAAACUCGCUGCAGCUUGGGAAGAACGCUUUGUGCAGCUCGAAAAACUUACCACACUGGAGGAGCAUGAAAUGCAGAGGAGGCGAGAAGAAGAAGAGAGAGCACGGCGACCUCCUACUCCUCCGCCUGUAGAAGAGGUGGUGCCGUCUGAGCCAGAUAGUCAGCCACAUGAUUCAGCAGCAAGAACAAGUCUGGACCAGACGACACUUAAUCAAUCGGCGUCUGUAAAUGGAGUGCACAGCGAUAAUGACACGUCUCAGUCUUUAUCGCUGCCGUUGUCAGUGGGAAAGAAAUCAGAGCCUAAACGUGUGCGUAAGCCCAAACAGCAGGAGCGUGGCUCAGAGUCCGAUUCGGUCAAUGGACCCGGUAGAGACAGCGGCCUGGCGUCCUCUCGCCUUGACCCGUCUGCCACGUUACCGAGCAGAGGCGGUGCCGACUCCGAGCCAGAAGCCAUGGAGGGCAUCCUCUGCCGAAAACAGGAAAUGGAGUCCCACAACAAAAAGGCAGCUACCAGAUCCUGGCAGAACGUGUACUGCGUUCUUAGAAAAGGAAGUCUGGGUUUUUAUAAAGAUAGCAAGAGUGCCAGUAGUGGCAUUCCAUACCAUGGAGAGGUUCCCAUUGGGCUGGAUGGCUCUGUGUGUGAAGUAGCCCACGACUAUAAAAAGAGGAAACAUGUAUUCAAGCUCAGGCUAGCAGAUGGGAAAGAGUUUCUGUUCCAAGCCAAGGAUGAGGUGGAAAUGAGUUCCUGGAUUCAGUCCAUCGUUGGCACCAUCCCAUCCGGAUCAGGGGACUCGCCGGGAGCACCCCGACUCAGCCGCGCCAUGACGAUGCCCCCCAUCUCGCCAAGCUCAGGAGAAGGCGUAACCAUGCGCAACAAAGAGGGAAAAGAGAAGGAUCGUGAGAAGAGAUUCAGCUUCUUUGGCAAGAAGAAAUAGGACAUUUGUAAAUGGCAACAUCCAAAAUCUAAAAAAUUCCACAGACUGAGGCAGGCGGACGGAAAGGUACACACAGGUCAGACAGACGCACUGCUCUCCAUGCAGGACCCAAGGAAUUGCCAACAGAUCUGUCACUUGGGACUCUUCAAUCCUUUUUGACUUCCUUUUCUGUUUGUCUCCCUCAGCGUUUUAAUUUCUUGUUUACUUUAUUUUCUUCCAAUCUAUUCUUACUAUUCACAUUUAUCCCCCAAACUAGCGUCAGACAAGCUUGUUAGUCUGAGUCGGUAACAUCAGCUGGAUUGGACAGGUCAGACGACUGAAGCGGCUCGUCCUCUGCAAGAAUCGUCUCACAGUGACUCCAGGAAAACUACUAAUUGUGUUUGUUUUUUUUCCCACUCCUCACAAGCGUUCUCUUCUGGGGGGGCGAUAACAUAUGUUUGUUUUUAUGUUGAUGUUAGUAACUUGAUUAAUAUUAUUAUUAAUAUUUAUCUUUUGCAAUGUAUGGUUUGAGAAGAAAACUAAUUAGUUGAUGACCUUGAUUUAUGUUAUGGAGAGAAACAAAUUUGGUUCAACUAGUGGAGAAUGUUGGUCUUGCCCUUGUAUUUUUUCUCUUUAGGAAAGAACAUUUAUGAGGUGUUUUGAAACAAAAAUAAAGCUCGAGUUUUA
Messenger RNA from Gambusia affinis (western mosquitofish), 8355 nucleotides. RefSeq names its product spectrin beta chain, non-erythrocytic 1 (gene sptbn2). Gene Ontology annotation, biological process: actin cytoskeleton organization. Lineage: Eukaryota; Metazoa; Chordata; Actinopteri; Cyprinodontiformes; Poeciliidae. Gene Ontology annotation, cellular component: cell junction; plasma membrane; cell projection. Gene Ontology annotation, molecular function: actin filament binding; phospholipid binding; structural constituent of cytoskeleton. Bases 562 to 7689 code for a protein of 2375 amino acids. The transcript is spliced from 40 exons. The record is from RefSeq and is a predicted model, not a curated record.